This is a messenger RNA of Nelumbo nucifera (sacred lotus), 1452 nucleotides long. RefSeq lists its product as uncharacterized. NCBI's taxonomy places the organism in Eukaryota, Viridiplantae, Streptophyta, Magnoliopsida, Proteales, Nelumbonaceae. Gene Ontology annotation, cellular component: intracellular membrane-bounded organelle. Gene Ontology annotation, molecular function: thiolester hydrolase activity. The record is from RefSeq and is a predicted model, not a curated record.
AUAGGAUCAUAAGGCAUUAGUGUAGUUCUUAGCUUCCAAACCCUGUCUGUAUGCGUCUCAGGAAAAUCCCACGAAACUCCUUCGAAGUUCGAGCAGUAGAGUUUACUGGAGAAAGCCAUCAAAAGGCUAAAUGCCUCCAAGAUCGUGGAUCCAACAAACCAAACCCCAACUCAUCCCACAUCAAUGGCUUCUCUGCAACUGCAUAUCAUCUCCGGCUUCAUCUUCACCCUCCUCUUCAUCCCGAUUUCAUAUUCUAUACCCUUUAUCGUAUUACACGGUGUUGCAGGUAACUGCUCUUAUCGAGGAGUCUCCAAAUUCACUAAGCAUCUGAGUAACUGGUCCGGUUCUAAAGGAUUUUGCAUAGAAGUUGGAGAUGGAGCAUGGGAUUCUUGGAUCAUGCCCCUUCAGGAACAAAUAAAGAUUGUCUGUGAUAAGGUGAAGGAAAUGAAAGAACUCAGUCAGGGCUACAACAUUGUUGGACUCUCCCAGGGUAACUUAAUAGGUCGAGGAGUUCUUGAGUUUUGUGAAGGAGGACCACCUAUUAAAAAUUUCAUCUCACUGGGAGGUCCUCAUGCUGGCACUGCUUCUGUUCCACUUUGUGGUACUGGUGUCAUAUGUGUUCUCGUGGACAGCCUAAUCAGAUUAGAGAUUUAUUCUGACUAUGUCCAGGCUCAUUUGGCUCCCAGUGGUUAUCUUAAAAUUCCAACGGAAAUUCCUGCCUACUUAGAAGGAUGCAAGUUUCUCCCUAAGCUAAACAAUGAACUUCCUACUGCGAGGAACUCCACUUACAAGGAGCGGUUCUGUAGCUUAGAAAAUUUGGUACUUAUUAUGUUUGAGCAUGAUACAAUUUUGAUACCUCGUGAGACGUCCUGGUUUGGAUAUUAUCCAGAUGGAGGGUUUAUUCCAAUUUUACCUCCACAGCAGACAAAACUCUACAUUGAAGAUUGGAUUGGCCUGAAAACCUUGGAUGAUGCUGGUAGGGUUAAAUAUAUUAGUGUGCCAGGACAACAUCUACAAAUCUCUAAUGCUAAUAUGAAGAAGUAUAUCGUGCCAUACUUGAGAGGCCAAAAUUCAACAACAGAUACAGGAAUCGGGGGAUCGUCGUCUCACAGAUGGCCCUUGUCAAUCUGGACUUACAUCAGGGAAUUAGUUGGAGACACUAAAAAUUGGCCAUUUCUACGCACAUAAUCCACUUGCAUAUAGUUCGGGGCCAUAUCUUACACGUGAAUUGUAUAGAGAAUGCGUGUUUUGAAUUCAGGGGGCUUCUCUAUACAUGUACAGUGAUUAGAAAGCCCUUUCAAAUCCCAUCAUACAAGUGACUUUUUAAAGGCUGGCAUUGGACUGACAUCAUUGAAAAGUAUAGGUUCAAGUCUCAUAAAGUUGUUCUUAAGCCAUUUAAAUGAAACUUCAUUCAUGAUAUACGAUGUCAAAGUUAUUCUCACCUUUUAUUAA